AUGGAGUUUGCAACUGUUACACUUUUGAAGGAUACUAUAAGGGAGUACUUCAUUGUGAAUGAUAUGGAAUUUGUCUUCAUUGCAAAUGAAUCAAACAGAGUAAGGGUUAAAUGCAAGGCCCCAGGUUGUAAGUGGAUGUUGUUUGCUUCACUGAUCAACAAAAUCGAAGGCAAGACAAUGAAGGUGAAAAAACUUGAGAAUGAGCACACUUGUGGCAUGGUUUUCAACAAUAAAAAAGUGAACUCCGCUUGGAUUGUAAAGCAUUUUCUUGAUGAAUUUAGACUUGAUCCGAACAUGCAAUAUUCUACAUUUAGGGAGAGGGUUUCAAAGACCAAAUUCUCACGUGGAUUUUCUUUUUAUAGAGCCAAGAGGAGGGCUAUGGCGAUGUUGCUUGGAUCUGUUAACGAACAAUAUGCCAUUCUUGAUGAUUACUGUAAGAAAUUGCUAGAAACUAAUCCGGGAUCCACUGUGAAAUUGAAGACUAAAAUGGCAUGUAAAGAUGGGUGGUUAGGUGGUUGUAGACCUCUAAUUGGGCUUGAUGGCUGCUUUUUGAAAGGUUAUGGUAGAGGAAUUCUAUUGGCUGCAAUAGGAAUCGAUGGGAAUAACUCCAUGUUUCCCAUUGCAUAUUCUGUUGUAGAGAAGGAGAACACUGAAAUUUGGACUUGGUUCUUGGAAUUUUUGCACGAUGAGCUUGAGAAUAUGAAUCCUAUCAAGAUAACAAUGAUGAGUGACCGUCAAAAAGGUCUUGAAAAAGCAGUGGCAGCUAUCUUCAUAGGAUGUGAGGUCAGAUUUUGUGUUAGACAUCUUCAUGCUAACUUUAAAAAGGAAUAUACAGGGCUACUGCUUAAUCAACUUCUCUGGGCAGCAGCUAAUACUACAACUCAAGCUGAGUUUGAACGUGCUAUGGCUGAAAUCAAGGAAGUCUCUAUAGGUGCUUACAAUUGGCUUUUAGGGAAACCACCAUCUCAAUGGAGCAAGUCACAUAUAUCGGAGUAUCCAAAAUGUGAUAUUUUGUUGAAUAAUCUAUGUGAGAGCUUUAAUGCAGCAAUACUUGAAGCUCGUGACAAGCCAAUUAUCACUUUGCUAGAGAAAAUUAGGUUUUGGUUGAUGUCUCGAUUUUACAACAAGAAACUAGAGUUGGAGAAGUGGACUAAUCCCGUGGGAAAGAGAAUUUUAAAAAUUAUUGAAAAGAACACAGAGGUUGGAAAAAAAUGUUUGGUGACCAGGUCUGGCAACUACGAGUUUGAGGUGACAUGCAACAAUGGUAGUCAAAUGGCCGUGGAUUUGGAAGCUAAGACAUGCAAAUGUAGGAGGUUUCAAUUAUCAGGGAUCCCAUGCGGCCAUGCCCUGGCUUCAAUUUGGUUCACAAAUGGUAAUAGGUUUGAUUAUGUGCAUGUAUUCUAUAAAAAAGAAUCCUUGGAAAAAACUUAUCUAGGAAGUGUGCAUCCUAUGCCUAGUCCGAAUAUGUGGCCAAAGAUUGUAGGCAACCCAAUUGAUCCACCACCUGAAACAAAGUUACCUGGAAGACGUAAAAAAGCUAGGAGAAGAGAUGCAGAAGAACCUCCACCUGGUUCCAAAAAAGCUCGAAGAACAUGA
Messenger RNA from Cannabis sativa, 1596 nucleotides. RefSeq lists its product as uncharacterized. The record is from RefSeq and is a predicted model, not a curated record. The transcript is spliced from 2 exons. NCBI's taxonomy places the organism in Eukaryota, Viridiplantae, Streptophyta, Magnoliopsida, Rosales, Cannabaceae. The coding region runs from base 1 to 1596 and encodes 531 amino acids. Gene Ontology annotation, molecular function: zinc ion binding.